AUGCGAGCCGAGUGCCGCUCCGUACGAGAACGAGGAGCUAAGCUGCAGAAACGAGUGGCGAAACAUGGGGUUGAAGAGCAGAAGUGCUUAGCCGAACGCAAAUCGGGCGAACUCCUCGGGGCACCUGACAAGCCUUGGGCUGAUGCCGGCACGGACCGCGCGGAGCAAGCGAAAGCCAGUCCUGACUAUUCCUACCUAAAAUUGUACCUCCCUAACUCCGACAAGGUAUAG
This is a messenger RNA of Penicillium argentinense, 231 nucleotides long. RefSeq lists its product as uncharacterized. Lineage: Eukaryota; Fungi; Ascomycota; Eurotiomycetes; Eurotiales; Aspergillaceae. The transcript has a single exon. The record is from RefSeq and is a predicted model, not a curated record. Bases 1 to 231 code for a protein of 76 amino acids.